CUUUCUCCAGAGAGUGGGAACGGGACCAUGCCUUUGCCUUGGUCACUUGUUCUCUUGCUACUGGUGCUGCCAGCUCUGGGGGCUGUGGUGAUACAAGGCAAGACUGAGCAGCCUGAGGAAGGCAGCACCCCUCAUGUCCAGGGCGCAGAUGGAGGAAGGACUCUGCCGACGAUUGCCCAGGACAGAACAGAGGUCCGUUUGACAAAAGAAAGGCUGCGCCGGGGAACAGAGAAGGACUCCAGGUCAGUUCAGCAGUAUGUGCCGGGGGUACAGGUGGAGUUCCCACAGCCUGUCAAUCUUGCCAGCCUGCAUCCCACCAAGACUCUGGUGCCAUCCAGCACAGACCCAUCUGAGCAGCAAGGAGGGGUCCCCACAGAUGGAGAAGGAGCACAGCCCCGAGCCAACUUCACCACAGUUUCUGACAAGCGGAUGCAAAUCCAAAACCCCUUGUACCCGGUGACAGAGAACUCCUACAGCGCCUAUGCUGUGAUGUUCCUGUCCCUCAUUGUCUUUGCAGUGGGGAUCAUUGGAAACCUGUCUGUCAUGUGCAUUGUGUGGCACAAUUACUACAUGAAGAGUGCGUGGAACUCCAUCUUGGCCAGCCUAGCUUUCUGGGACUUCCUUAUCCUCUUCUUCUGCCUACCUGUGGUCAUCUUCAAUGAGAUCACCAAAAAGAGACUGCUGGGGGAUGUGUCCUGUCGCAUCGUGCCCUUCAUGGAGGUGUCAUCACUGGGGGUCACUACAUUCAGCCUCUGCGCGCUGGGCAUUGACAGGUUCCACGCAGCCACAAGCCCCCAGGCCAAUGCCCGGCCCAUCGAGCAGUGCCAUUCCAUUAUCGCCAAGCUGGCUGUCAUUUGGGUGGGCUCUAUGACGCUGUCAGUGCCAGAGAUCCUGCUGUGGCAGCUGGCACAGGACACAUCGCCUGUGUCCGGCAUGGUGAUGGAGUAUUGCACCAUGAAGCCUUCAUCCCACCUGCCUGAGUCCGUCUACUCCCUGGUGCUCACCUACCAAAAUGCUCGGAUGUGGUGGUACUUUGGAUGCUACUUCUGCUUGCCCAUCCUCUUUACUGUCAGCUGCCAGCUGGUGACUCGAAGGAUCAGCGGCACCGAGAAGAAGACUGAGUGCCGGGGGGCCAAACACAACCAGUGUGAGAGUCACUUGAACUGCACCAUUAUUGGGUUGACCAUCAUCUAUGGUCUCUGCACCACCCCUGAGAAUGUCUGCAACAUCGUGGUGGCCUACAUGUCCUCUGACAUGUCCAGACAGACCUUAGACCUGCUCAGUCUCAUCAACCAGUUCUUCUUGUUCUUCAAGUGCUCUGUGACACCUGUCCUGCUUCUCUGUCUCUGCAGACCCCUGGGGCAGGCUUUCAUGGACUGCUGCUGCUGUUGCUGUGAGGGAUGCAGCCCUGACACCACCUCCAGUGAGGGCAGUGCUGACAGCAAGCUCAAAACAGAGAUGUCUUCCUCCAUCUUCUUUGAUAAGCCCCGGGAGUCUCCUUCACCUCUCCUGGCCCUUGGCACACCUUGCUAAGUGUGUACCAGGGAGCUGUAGAGAUCAUUUUGCCACCUUCUCCCAAGACCAAAUGUUUUGCUGUUAGUGCCUGUGUCUGGACGUGGAGCAUUGCAGAAGAGACAGCUCAGGGGCUGCACCAUGGGCUUCAAACCCCACAAUGGGCAAGGGGUUUCCAGUCCACAUGGUUACAUAGGCGAUUUUCUUGCCUCUGCCAAAAGACCACCAAGGACACCAGCAUCCUCCCGUCCAGGCUCCCUGGUCCGGCUGAGAGAGGUCGCUGCCCUGGGAACAGAAAUGUGCUGGAAAGGUCCCAUCUGACAGCAAGGAGGGUUUCCAUGGUGACUUGCAGAGGACAUAGCAAAUAUAACUUGCCCUCAUCCUGUUCCAUCCCCUCCUGCCAGCCCCUUCCACAGUAGAAGGCCCCAGUGACUAUGUCCCAUCAGAUCCAAGCUGUGCCCUGUA
Messenger RNA from Rhea pennata, 1977 nucleotides. RefSeq names its product G protein-coupled receptor 37 like 1 (gene GPR37L1). Lineage: Eukaryota; Metazoa; Chordata; Aves; Rheiformes; Rheidae. Gene Ontology annotation, cellular component: signaling receptor complex; plasma membrane. Gene Ontology annotation, biological process: positive regulation of MAPK cascade; adenylate cyclase-inhibiting G protein-coupled receptor signaling pathway. Gene Ontology annotation, molecular function: G protein-coupled peptide receptor activity. The transcript is spliced from 2 exons. Bases 28 to 1533 code for a protein of 501 amino acids. The record is from RefSeq and is a predicted model, not a curated record.